Pediculus humanus corporis (human body louse) is the source of this 1611-nucleotide messenger RNA. RefSeq lists its product as uncharacterized. NCBI's taxonomy places the organism in Eukaryota, Metazoa, Arthropoda, Insecta, Psocodea, Pediculidae. The transcript is spliced from 8 exons. The record is from RefSeq and is a predicted model, not a curated record. The coding region runs from base 1 to 1611 and encodes 536 amino acids.
AUGGUAGACUCUUUAUCGUCCUCUAGAAUAAUAGAUCAUCAAGGUAGAGUUUCAAAUAACGAAGUCGGAGGAAGGAUUGUGGCAGAGCAACAGCAAAGAUUAGGAGAUCAGCAAAGAUUGGCGAGGCAAAAUCAUGAACGAGAACGAUUUGCUCAAGAGCAAAGAUUUCAGGCGGCGGCGAGAGAAAGAGAACAAAUGCAAAUGCAGCAACAGCUUCAAAUGCAAAGGCAGCAGGCUAGAAUGGAAUACGAAAGUCGACAGCAGAGACUUGAGCAACAAGCUCGAAUAGAUUACGAGAAUAAAUCUAGAAUGGAGCAGAUUCGUAAUGAAAACGCUCGAUUGGAACAACAGCAACAACAGCAACAAACGAGAUUAGAUUACGAAAAGCAAAGACACCAACAUCAUUUAGCCGCUUUUAUUGAUGCUCAACAAAGGGCUUCAUCCGAAAGAGAAAGAGAGGAAAGAGAUAGAGAACGUGAAAGGGAAAGAGAUAGGGAAGCGACUAGAAUUUUAGUAGGUGGUUUCCAAAGAGAUAGAAUUUCUAGACCCAAUAAUGAUUCUCCAUCCCACACUCGUCCAUCAAAUGCUGGCAGUCAAUCUAGUAGAGGUGAUGAUUCAACAAUGACGGCAGCCAGUCUUAUUGAUGCUAUUAUAACUCAUCAAAUCAAUCAGAGUAGUUCGGAUAGUGGAAAUCCAAAUUCGCAAAGUCAAACGUCGACGAGGCCCGGGGAUCGUUUGUUUCAGGGAUUUCAUCGAGAUGGUCCAUCUCAACACGUCGAAACAAACGGUAAAGUGUCUCCGAUGAAAAGAGUUCCAAGUCCUGCCGAACGAGAACCUUCGGGAAAACCACUGACGUUAGGAGAACACAUUGAAUCGAUAAUUACAAAAGAUUUCACGAGAAGUUCUUAUCCUCUUCAAUAUCACGUUCCUUCCGAAGGGAUACCGAUAGCUGAUCAACACAAUUGGAAGCUGAGAAGGUCUGGAGUGCCGCCGAAAGAAAGCGAACCUCCUCGGGAAAAUCCUCCGGAUAAGGGAGACGAAAGGCAAAUUAUAAGAAUAGCUCAGUCUCAAGCGGGAGCUAGCAAACCCUUUCACGAACCCGUUUCACCUCCCGAACAAUGGGGUGGAAGGUACUAUCCGGACAAACCAUCUCAUUUGUCUCCUUUAGAUUACGUGAAAAAUAGAAUAGUGGAAGUGAUGAGAACGUCGGAGGAUAAAGAAAGCGAGGAAAAAACGUCGGGAGUCGGAGUCGGGACCAUGGGAAAGGAUAGAAGCGACAGUCCCGGAGAUAUGGUCAUUGACGAAGCCAAGCAGGACGACAUAAACAAAUUAGUUGUGUACAAUACGUCAUCGGUAACGGUAUCAUCGAGUUCUUCUUCAUCUUCUUCUUCUUCUCCUUUCGUACCGCCCACGUCUUCAACAUACGCUUAUCCCUUUUCGGCUUUGUCGGUUCACGCGAUGACGGCGGCAAGCGCGAAAAGUCCGACGCCAUCGAAACCCGUCGUGUCAACUCCGACGACCGUCAACAAAGAUGAUAACACUUCGCAAAGAAGUUCGGAACCUGCUCCCCUUUUAUCGGCACAAUAUGAACCCCUCAGCGACGAAGAUUGA